Messenger RNA from Naegleria lovaniensis, 2742 nucleotides. RefSeq lists its product as uncharacterized. The record is from RefSeq and is a predicted model, not a curated record. Bases 1 to 2742 code for a protein of 913 amino acids. The transcript has a single exon. Gene Ontology annotation, biological process: mitotic DNA replication checkpoint signaling; DNA damage checkpoint signaling; DNA repair. Lineage: Eukaryota; Heterolobosea; Eutetramitea; Acrasida; Naegleriidae. Gene Ontology annotation, molecular function: chromatin binding.
AUGAGUUCCACUGGUGGUUGGAAGAAAAAACCUUCAACAAGCACACCAUCACCACCACUCCCGAAACGAAGCACUUCAUCCAAAGGUCGUUCUUCAACAAAACCAAAAAACAGCAAUCCUCUCAAUCUCGUUUCAAGUCAAGAUUCUUCGAAUUCUGUUCGGAGCAGUUUUUCUCUCAGUCCUCCUAUAUCUUCUCUCUCACCUAAUGACAAAAAGAGAAAAUCCAAAAUCAUUGAUGAUGAAGAAUCGGAAGAGAAAAAUCAAAAGAAGAAUUACUCUAAAAAAUCAUCGACGCAAAUUGGGAAGAAGCCUAGCAAUAAUUUGAAGUCUCAUGUUAUUGAUUUAGAAACAAGCUCAUCCGAUGAUGAAAAUGUCAUCACGUUGGAAUCUGUAAAUCAACAACGAAAAAAGAAAAAAUUUGAAAAUACCACAACAACAAGCACGGCCAAGUCAUCAAAGCAUUCAAAAAUUAUUGGCGAUGAGGAAGAAGAUGAUGAGUUUGAUCUGGAUGACGAAACGAUAGCCAUGAUUUUGAACGAACAACAGGCCAAAACAGAACAUGAAUCCAAUGAUGAGUCUGUUAUUGUACAAAGAGAGAUCUCUGAAGAUUGGUGCGAGAAAUAUGCUCCCACUGAUCCUUCAGAGCUACUCAUUAGCAAAAAAUUUGUUUCACACUUUGAAAAUUGGUUAUGUAAAUAUCCAUCGCCGGACUCGAAGAUCAAAUUUGAAAACAAACCUUGCAUUGUGACAGGAAGCGGAGGUUGUGGAAAGAGAAGUCUAAUUUAUUUAAUGAUUCAAAAACAUUUUGGGUUUAACCGAUUGCAAGUUUAUCAUCCACAAAAAGUUAUGAAAAAAUUAAUGGAUGAGAAAAAACAACAAUUUGACAGCGACUCUACAUGGCUAACCAAUAAGGAUGAAACAGAUUUAUUGGACAUUUAUUUAAAAUCUACAGAAGGAGCACUUCUCAGUACUAGGUAUCAUGAACACGGUGGACAAGAAGGGCUUACAAAAGGCCCCAAUCCCAACAUGGUCAUUGCACACUUCAGAGAAUUUAUGCGAUCAUGUAUUAUCAAGAGAGCUUUAAAUUUUACCAAACCUACUUUCGAUUCUGAUGUCUCUUAUUUAAGCAAAUAUAUGGACCACUCUAGCUAUACACCAGACAGUACACUGAAUGAAUAUGAUGUAGAAAUUGUUGUAAUUGAAGAACUACCACCAGUACACACGAAACAUCAAAAAGAAAAGUUGUUUGAAGCACUCAAUUACUUUUUAUCAUUGUUGAGAGAUAUUGAUGUUAGAAAACGGAAACGGCUCAUUAAGAUUAUUAUCAUCUCGGAAUAUUCGAGUUCAUCCUCUGCCGAAUAUGACAUUAUGGUAAACUUACCAAGAGACUUCCUUGAUCAUUGUGAAAUUGUAAAAAUUCCAAAGGUUACUGACAAUAAGAUUUUGAAAAGGAUUAAGGAAAUUUGUAAACAAGAGCGAUGUUCAACAUUUAUUGAUCAAUCUGAAUUUGAAGAAAUUGCAGAGUGUGCUAAUGGUGAUUUGAGGCAAGCCAUUCAUCAAGUUCAAUUCUUUGCGAGAGGAGGAAAAAAAAAGAUGAAAGAUUUAUUUGAUAACAAGAAGAAAAAGAGCAAGGAAAAAGAAGAAAUUACCAAAGUUUUAAAGAUUGCCGAAAAACGAAAAACGAAUACGAAAAAGGACGUCAUUUACAAAACCAAAGACAGUUAUCGAGACAGUGGUACCACGAUUCAUCACGCUGCUGGUCGUAUACUGUAUGGAAAACGGUUAUCGAAUGGUCAAGUUGAGUUUCAUUUGGAAAGAGAUGUCUUGGAUCUGUACCGAACUGAAAAAAACACAAGUGCACAAACCCUUACGAACUAUGUACAAGCAAACGCUCCAUAUUUUUGUGAUGACAUUCAAGCAGUGGCAGAUUCCUUGGAUAGCUUUUCAGAAUGUGAUUCUCAGUAUGGAAAACGAUUUGAAGCGUCCUAUGAAGACCAUCAACUGACCACCAAUUGUUCACAGUACCAAUUUUUGAUUUCAUCCAAAUCCAUUCUCUAUAACUAUCAAGGAAAGGUCAAAAAAUUUGACAGCAAAAAAUCAAUACUUGCUCCAAAAGUUGUGAAAGCACUGUACAAGACACGAGAAGAGAAACUGAAACAACUGUUAUUAUAUUUGCAAUGUGAAGAUAAGGAUUCUGCCAUGUUGGAAAAAGCCAAUUUCUGCGCUCUUCCAUUUGAUCAAGUUGCCACUUUUUCGAACCUAUUUGAAAAAUCAGACAUUUUUGAAUGUCAAAUUCCCUAUCUACUAGAAAUUCUAAAAAAAUCAAAUCAAUUAGUUCCUUAUGCAGUGAAAAACACAGCAUUACGAAACAUGCAUAAUUAUCCCCUACAAGGAACGACUGGUUCCAAGACAUUAUUUAUGAGCUCGGACGAGUACGAAACUUUGGAUCUUGUUGUGAAUUCUUCAUCUCCUGGAAUGAAUCAACAAUCAUUGUCACAACAACAAACAUCCAAUUCAUUCAGCCCUUCAUUAUUAGGAACGGAUUCAGGAAAUUCUUCGUCCACUUUUUCAUCAACCAAUUCCUCUCUUUUUGAAUCCAUUCUUCCAACCUUAUUUAACCAUCUCUCGCUUGGAAAGAAUAUGAAAGAUGAGAAUAUCACCUACAAACUUCCUCCAGGUGAGGAUAUUGAGAUGGACAGUGAGUUGGAAAUUGAUGACGACAUUCUUGACUUGGACCUUUAG